AUGGUAGUGGUGCGGGAGAACUGCCAGGGCCUUGCGGAGGCCAAGCGCGCGCUGCGGGGCCUCAAGCCUGGGGCUGGGGGCCCAGACUGGAAGGCGGAUGCCUUCGCCUACUACAGGAAGAAGCUGAAAGACGAGGGCCGGUGGCUGGCGCUGCCACAGCUCCGGGAGGCGGUGCAGAAGAGCUCUGAGGAGGCGCUGAAGGAGGGGUGCUAUUGCCUGCCCACAGACAAGAGGGCGCAGGUGCGGCUGCCACAGAAGCCCAACGUGUGCUGGGUCAGCAUGGAGAGCUGUGUGGAGCCGGAGCCCUGCCAGGGCCAAGCCCCGCCUCCGCUCGUCAUCUCCCACAAGACGCCGCUGGAAGCCGCAGGCGCACUGGCGAAGACGUUCAAGGGUCACCCAGUCAUCGUCACCAUGGAGGCCACCGACUUCAUCCGCUCCGAGGGGGAGCUGAACGGUCGCUUGCAAGAGGCCGAGGCGCGUAGCCGGGCCCAGCACGAGAUGUUCAGCUGCACCAACUUCGUCUUUUCCAGCCGUGCGGCGGCCUUGCUCUGUGCCAAGGCCAGGCAGUCGCCGCAGGAGCGGCUGAACUCUAGCCACGACCCCGCGAUCAUCGUGGCGGACGGCGUCGUGCUCUUUCGAGGUCCAGGAGACGAUGGCUACCCCUUCCUCACGCAGGAGGAGCAAGUGUCGCUGCAGGUCCUCGUGGCGGGGCGCGCGCUCAAGCGUCCUUGGUUGCAGAAGGGCGAGCACUUUCUGAACCAAGACGACUUCCUGGCCUUCUCGCACCGCCUGAACCUCAUGACCUUCCAGGCCCUCGAGGACGCCCCGGGGGACCGGAAGCCGGUGCUGGUCCUGGCCGCGGCCGGCCUCGCGGACGCCGAACACCGGCAGCCGCGCGCCGGCAUCGCCCAGGCGCUGAAGACCUGGCGCUCCAUGUGGUCCGGGUACUUCGAGGCGGUGGUUGUGGCCUGCGGUGAUGCAUCCACCGCCACCAUCAUCGACCGCGCGGUGAACACCGAUAUCUAUAUGAAGGUCUUGCAGAACUUGCCGGUCUUGCCGAGCGGGCGCGAGUGGCACUGGAACGUUGAGUGCAUGCAGCUCUCCUACAACGCGGUCUUCAGCAACAUCGGGAGGCGCAUGCAAGCCAUGCGAGAGGUGGUGCCGGGCAGCGCGCUGAAGAGCUCCGACAGCGGGCGCCCGGAGAAGAAGCUGGGCCGCCGGGCCUCCGGGGCCGGGCUCAUGUUCCUCACCGAGGCGAUGUCGGAGAACCAGCGCCCGGCGGGGGCGGUGCUCUCCAACUCCGCGUCGCGGGCCUCCUUGGUGGCGGACGACAAGAGCGACAUGGAGUCUACCGGCGGUGCACGGAAUUUUGGUAGGUCGCUGACCACGCGCACGGAUGUGAUGGACCGCUCAUUGAGCUCCGCAAACAUCUCUGUGACGAUGGGCUCUAUGCAGACCACUGGCGGGCACAGCCGCGGCGGGCGCAGGGCCUCCUUGGCGGUGGGCAAGGACGGCUUGCCGGAGGACAGCCGCGCGCUCAUGGAGCGCCACGCGAAGCUGCGGCUGGAGGCCACGGACCAUGAGCAAGAGCUCAAGGACCAAGAGGACAAGAAGAACCAGCAAAAGGUGGCCGAGAUCCUGGCCAAGGCGUGGGGAGUGGGCGGCAAGCGGCUGUCAGGCAUGAUGACCAAGAUACAGACUGGAAAAGAGGAGGACACGGGGAAGAAGGGGAAGCUCGGGCGGCUGAACGACAAGGCUGCCAAAGAGCAGAAGGAGGAAUCCAAGCAGCGCUUGGAGACCAUGACGUUGGACAAGAAGCGCCAAAUCGAUUCCGCCGCCGCGAUCCUGGGGUGCCCCGGGGACCGGGGGGCGAGCGUUCGGAUGUGA
Messenger RNA from Effrenium voratum, 1887 nucleotides. Lineage: Eukaryota; Dinophyceae; Suessiales; Symbiodiniaceae. The record is from the annotation of a GenBank genome assembly.